Messenger RNA from Armigeres subalbatus, 7088 nucleotides. Its product is annotated as roundabout homolog 3-like. Gene Ontology annotation, cellular component: membrane. Gene Ontology annotation, molecular function: protein binding. Lineage: Eukaryota; Metazoa; Arthropoda; Insecta; Diptera; Culicidae. The record is from RefSeq and is a predicted model, not a curated record. Gene Ontology annotation, biological process: cell-cell adhesion. The coding region runs from base 833 to 4129 and encodes 1098 amino acids. The transcript is spliced from 7 exons.
UCACUUUUCCAUCAUCGAUUGGGUCCCAAAAACUGUCCCCAAGUGCGUGCGACCUGUGUCGAAAUAUCGCAGUGAGAGGAAACGAGAAAGGUAGAAGGGGCAAGUGUGAUGGAAAAAGGGCAAAUGUUGUUCAGCAGCAGCAGCAUAAGCAUAUUGUUGGGGUGUCGUUCGCCAGAUAGUUUUUUCAUCGCUCUGUGUCAUUUCUAAAUUUGGUUUUAGUGCGACGGGAGAAAAUGAGAAAAGUGGAAAAAAGUUUUAAAAGCUGGACGGGGAAGAUUUUCUAAUUUCCCUACACGUUCGUCAAAGUGGAUUGACACGGGCCCACUUUUUGGCAGACCGUCCGAUUGUUGGAUUUUCCAAUGUGUCUCUGCUGUGAAUCCUUUCUUGAGCCCCCUUUUCUUCGUGUAUCAUGUGUGACUAUUUUCCGGGAGUUUCAAUCGAUAUGAUUUUUAAUAUUUUCGACAAAUGGUGCGCAGUGCUUUAAAUAUGAAUGGAAAAAGAUGAAGAUCUAUUGUUUCUGAUGAAAAAAGUGCAUAAAACAAAAAAUCAGCCAACCAGAAGAAAAGUGUAAAUCCUUUCCCAUCUAUCUAAAAGUAGGCAGAAAAAAUGAAAAAUAACACAUGAAUAGUUUACAAGAAGAAUCCAGUAUCCUACAUAUCUCAAGUGCAAACAAAUCAUAGUGAAAGCGAUAAAACAAGAAGAAAAGUAGGCGAAACAAGCGCAUUUUCACAGCAUUCUGCGAUUGGCGAAAAAACACAUUCAAGGAGGAAAAGCCGGAGCAGUACAAUACCUUUAGUACAAUAACAACAACAACAACAACUGCAAGAGAAAUAUGGAUCAAUGCUCAAGCCUGCUGGUAUCUACCCUGUUCAGCGCGAUUAUCCUCGGUGGUUUAUAUAAUCCAGUUGAAGCACAACUGCGACCUCGGAUACAGGAACAUCCGGCAGAUGCAGUCGCAGCCAAGGAAGAACCACUGACACUGAACUGCAAAGCAGUUGGCCGGCCACCUCCUGAGAUUAAUUGGUAUCACAAUGGGGUGCCAUUGGGGCCCUCCGAUAGGCGGGUGAUACUGCCCGAGGGCUCGCUGUUCUUUCUAAAGGUGAUGCAGAAUAAGCGCGAACAGGAUGCUGGAGUGUAUCACUGUGAAGCGCACAACUCGGCUGGCAUUGCGGUGAGCAGAAAUGCUACGCUACAGAUCGCCAUUUUGAAGGACGAGUUCCGAGCAAUGCCAAAAGAUACGGUGGCCUUGGUAGGUGGUCCAGUGAUACUGAACUGUACGCCCCCUCGUGGCAUACCGGAGCCAUCGGUUCUUUGGAUAAAGGACGGUAAACUGUUGGACAUUAGUGGAAAACGGUUGAGCAUGGUGGAUUCUGGAAGCUUGAUGAUUUCGGAAAUUCAACCGAACGACACGGGCAAAUACGAAUGCUCGGCGCAGAGUAUGGCUGGAACGAAAACCACGCCCCCGGCAUAUUUGAAGGUGCUGGCUCCACCUACUAUAGUAAAAAGUCCGCACGAUACUGAGGUGUUAGAAGGGGAAGGGUUCGAUCUGCCUUGCGAGUUGGCAGGAGAUCCGAAACCUAUGGUAACGUGGCGGAAAGAAAAUGGACGACUCCCGGAAGGCAGGUCGAGAAAACUGUUAGACAAUACACUGAGGAUAGAGGACGCUCGACAAGAUGACGAGGGAAAGUACAUCUGUGAGGGCCAUAACGAGGGAGGGAACGUGACUAUCUCGAUCUAUUUGUACGUCUACGAAGCGCCUACGUUUAUGGAAGCACCGGUAGAUGUCGUCAUCAGAGAGGGCGAGGGGAUCACAUUGCCUUGUCGAGCCAAGGGGCGACCCGGAGUGCGGAUAUUUUGGGAUCGCAUCGAUAAACCACAUGUAAAUAAUAGUGCCAGCAAACCGCAAAGCCAAGCGCAGAUUGGGCACAAACCUGCCGAAAAAUCCAAGCGUAGUAUUUCGCUUAAGACAACUAAAAAUCACGUACGUUCCUUUGCACCCGAAUCGGUGGGAAAUUGGUCAAUUAAGAUAGAACCGGUUUCUGAAAAGCAGCUGUUUCAGUUGCCACACACCUCAAGAAUGCAUUCCAUCCGAAAGAAGCGAGAAACUACCGAAACGAGUAACGAACCGGACGCAAUUUCCAGUACGGUUGCAUCCUUGUUGAUCAGCAGCAGUGUAGUCCACUUCGAAGACAAUGGUGGGCUAACUCUGAAGGCUGUCAGCAAAGCUGACGAAGGAUGGUACGCAUGUGCUGCCAUCAACGAAGCAGGCAGUAUUGUAAAGAAGAUCUUUAUCAAAGUUUUGGACAAAGAUGAAUCACUCGAGGCGCGGAAGGAGCAAAUUCACACCUACGACCAAAGUCGGUGGGUCAGUGAACAGUUCAUAGUGCUGAACAAUGUGUUCACUAUUUCUGCCAGCUCAAUCGGGAUCUCGUGGGAUGUGACUGACAGCGCCACGAAGAUGCCUCUCCGGAUGUAUUAUCGAGUAGCGAGUGAACCAAUGGAUAACUUUAUUUACAACUCGACAUUCGAGAGUCAAGUUACGACGAGCAACUUGAAAGAGCUGACAUUGAAUGAUCUACGACCAUUCACGGAGUACGAAAUCUUUGCCAGCAUACCGGAGGGAUUAUCCGGGUCUGUGUCCAAUAUCCGAAGAGGAAAAACUCUGGAUGGACCUCCAUCAGCGCCUCCAACCGACGUCAGGGUCGGAGUUAUCAACACAACAGCAGCUUUUGUACGGUGGUCACCUCCACCGGUACACAUGUUAAAUGGAGAACUCACUGGAUAUAAGAUUCAAAUCAAAUCAAAUGCCACAAACAAAGUACUUGGACAGAUGAUUCUUAAUUCUACAACACAGUCAGUGGUUAUCAACAGUUUGACACCAGGAGCGAUGUACAUCGCUAAGGUAGCAAGUUUGACGUCUGGAGGAAUAGGACCCUACAGUUUACCAACUUCACUGCAUAUGGAUCCCCAAAACAUUGUUAGAACUGACCCCACACCAAGCUAUUGGAUGUCAUCAUGGAUGUCCGGGACGGCCCUCGUGAUUCUUUGCGUUUGUCUGAUAGGUGGAGCGAUUUUUGCCAUUUUCUGGACCGUCCGUAAGAAACAAUCCGUCAAGGCUUCCUACCCUGGCCCUUCGGUUACGACGAUUAUUCCAGAUAAACAGCACACUCUGUGGCUGCAUGGGAAUACAUUAGUUAAGCCGUCUCACUCUCUAGAUCCUCCGAGCACAUCAGAAUACGCUGAGCUCACUAAUAACACACAGAGUCUCAAGCCGAACAACUGUGUUCCUCCACCUGAGCCUUACGCAACUGUUACGCUUCAAAGGGGUGGAACCAUUUCCGAGGAAUCUUGCAUGAAAUGUGCAAAUAGUCCAGUUUCCAGCGAGUACAACGCCCCGCUCCGGGAACCAAUCAACAUAUCAGACGUACUGCCACCACCGCCCGAUCAUCCAUACGGCACAUAUCGCCCACCGACCAGCAUGACAAUCCGGACCAACCCGGCCGCUUUGUCACCGCAAAUGAUGCGCAAGAAUCACGUUCCUCCGCCCAUGCCGAACCGCUGGGACACCAUGCCGCCACCCAUUCCGAGCUUCCCACAGAACUGGAUUCGGCCACAUCACAUGAAUCCAGCCCUGACGAUGAACAAUGCCGAGAUGUACUCGGAGAAUGACUACGAAAGUGGAUCCGUGCUGUACGAGCAAUGCUACCGACCGGACCAGAUGCCGCCGGUUCCUCCACCCAACAAUGGCCAUCAUUUCUUCAGCCAUGCUGGCGAGCCGACGGAGGAGUUCUAUCGGCACAUGAAUAUGGAGUUCGCUCAAGACAUGGGCUUCGAACCGGCCAGCCCUCCAGCGCCCUGCCCGGAGACACCCUUCAACAGCAAAUAUCUGACCGGGCCCGGCGCUGCCGACAGUCCCAUCAUAUCCCGCAAGGUAGGUGUCAACACGACAGCCCGGGGCCACUUGCCCAACAGUGCGUCCAACAAUAGCAACAACUACAAUAGUCAGCACAGCACUGGCCAGAGUUCCGAAAGCGACAGUGACAACCGGUGGGCUCCCGCCCGAACGAAACGCAGUAGAAGUAGAUCGAAAAGUAGUGAUAGAAAAUACAAUAGGACUCUUAUUCGAUAAAGUCUUACCCGACUCUAUCCAUACCUACGCUAAACAAACAAAAACAAGCUAAUCUUAAGCUCUAUUAUACACAAAAUUAAGCAAAUAAGGCAUACAAAUAAUUCACCUUCUCAAGUAAAAACGUAGGCAUGUCAAUGCAAAGGCAAAUCCCAAUCUUUCUUCGUAGGCUCAUUAACUUUUACCUUUAACGACAAAAGUAUGAACGCAAAGCAACAUUAAGGGAGCUCUGUAAUCAGUCUCUUUCUCUCAAUCAUUCUCUUACUCACUCACUCUUAGCAAUCUAAUCUCCCCGCGCGUCGUCGGAGCGGUGCAUUCAGCGAAGGGGGAGCCAAGGUGUAGAAAGGUGAUCGUUUGACCGCGAGUUAUUUAAUUUCCGAACCAGCAGCGCCGAGUGUUGAUUAUAGGACGGAUGAUGGGCGGAGCUGCGAAGGCACAAUAGAGGUUGCCUUCUCGCGUCGGCGGAGGAACAAUGAUUUGGCUUUGGUCUAAGUAGGCGGUUACAUGGGCGGUCGCGUCGUAGUAAGCAACAAGAGGCUCAAAUUAUGUUUUAAGUAAAUAGAGAUAAGGUUAUUUAUUAGAUUUGUUUUAACCGAAACGUGAUUCGCACAACUGUAGCUAUCUUCAGGUUUUAUAAGUAUUAUGCUUUUAGUUCAAUUAUUGCACUUUGUUGAUUAAAUUCUCUCUAUCGGAAUUUGUUGAGUAUGCUUAACAGUCGAAGUAUCAAACAGUAAAAUAACAGAGGCAAUUGGGAGUUAGGAUGAUUGCUUUCAAAUUGUUAGGCUGUUUAUUUCUAUUCCGUUAAGUGUGUGAAUGAAGACUCGACUGUAUAAACUUAUUCAAUGAAAUGUUAGAAUCAUUUUUUAUAACCGUAAGAUAUUGAAGGGCUGGAAUCCUCGCCAACUGUUGAACAGUCCGUAAAGUAUGCACAGAGUGUUCAACAAUGCCAACAUUGUUUUCCUAUGCUAAUUUUUGUUAAGAAUUGCAUUAGCAACUUUACUCCGUUGCAGUGUGGAAUAACGAAUGAAACACUGCAUGCAGCUUAUUCGCGACGGAGCACGGACGACAACAGUCGCACAGCGACAGUAAAGAGCACCUCACAAUGGACACGUUUACGUACGUUUGAAGUUUUCCCAUGGAACACAGACGUAUCCAUUGUACGGGGCUCCUAACGUGUCACUUCGGCUGGGAGAAACUUUUUGAUCAAAGCCUGCCAUGAGUGACUUUGAAACUUCCGUAAAGAAAGAAGAAAAACAAUCCAAGGUUCUUACAUCAAGGUUCAAUCACCUCGUCAGUAAAUGGAAGAGUUGAACGCGGGAGUGAAAAAUUCAUUUUCAGUGAAAAACGUUAUCAAUUUCGCUAGCUGUUUCAUACACAAAUCUAAGAUGGUUGAAUCGGGUACUUGACAGAUUGGAUUACCUGAUUGAAUUCAUCUUGGAACAAUCCUUUCUAACCUUUUUGACACUUCGAAGGUAUAUUAUAUAUGCGCCUCCAAUAUGGAACAAUAAAAAUCACCACAACGUUUUACAGUGCUAAAAUAAAUGUUAGUUCAUAAACUAAUCCAUUAAAUGAACGCUUGCAGAAGUCUAUUGGGAUUUCGAAUCACAACAAACAGAUCUCUGCUACGGUGUUGAACUUAAUCUGUAGAUAAAAAAAAAACACUUUAAUAAAGAUUUAAAAAAACAGAUCUCUGCUAGGGGUUCAUCGAGGUUAGGGCUCUGACGUGGUAGUAUUUAUCGAUAAUAUCAAUAAUGGAUUUAUAUAACUUCGAUAUCGAAUUUUGAACCCGUUAUCUAAUUGAGUGAUACACGAGUUCAUUAUUUUGAAUUUUGGAAGGUAACAAUUUCAUUUUAACGGUGUUGAACUUAAUCUAGAAUUAAAAAAACACCUUAAUAAAGAAUUUAAAAAAAAAUCAUUUUAAAUGAACUCGUUAUAUGAAAAAGAAUCAUUUCGACACCGGUCAACUUUGUUGUACGGGAAUGGCAAAGACGCAUAAAAAAAGUGUAGCUCAAUGUUUGUCACAUAUUUUUAACCGCUUUUGCAUAUGAUUUGGAAUCCUCUCGUAUUGAACAUGGGCCAGAUCGGAUUACGGUCUCAAAAGUUAUGGCCAAUCUUUUAUUUUUUAAAUGCAUGAGAAAAGCACAAGGUGAAUUGAUCGUUUACAAAAUUUAAAUUUAUAAUUCAUAUAAGGUUUUAUACUUCAAAUAAGUAUUGACGAUUCCAAUGAGAAUUCCCAACCCUAAAAAAUGCAAAUUCCAAUGAGAAUUAAAAAUUCUAGCAAAAUUGGAUAAUUCAAAAAGAAAUACAAUUCUUAUAGGAAUAAUUAAUUCUUUUUUGACUUAUUAAUUAUUACAAGAAUUUUUAAUUUUCAUUUCAAAUUUGCAUUUCAACUUGGUAUUCUAUUAGUAUUUCCUCAGUCAUUAGUUGAAAGUUUUCCUAUGCCAGCCAUUGCAUGAGAAUGUUUUCCACCCGAAAACAUUCUAGACCACACCGAGAAUCGAACUCGCUAUCUCCGGAUUGGCAAUCCUACGCAUUUGCUCGCAAGACUAACUGGAGACCCCUUGUGUAAGUUCUAAAGGAUAUUUUAUUUUGGUUUACUUCGGUAACUAAUGCGAUCAAUGUGAUGGGAUAUAUUAAUACGCAUUGAAAAUCUUCUUCUCACGAUCCGUCACGCAAUAAUUAAUCAUUCGCUCUUCGAAGCAGAUGUUUUUUUUGUACUCCGUGGACAACCCGGCGUACUGAACGAUAACACGUUCCAUUUCGCACUAGUUAAUUAUCUGCUAUUUGAGGCAAAUUUUUUACUUCGCGGACGACCCGGCGUUCCAAACGAUAGCGCGUUUCAUCGCGCACUGAUUAACUAUAUGCUUUUGAUGCAGAUUUUUAACUUCGCGUACAACCCGGCGUUCUGAACGAUAACACGUUCCAUCGCGCACUGAAUAAUUAUUUGCCCUUUGAUACUUAA